AUGUUGAUGUAUUGUAUUGUUAUUGUCACAGCUUCAGCUGAUGUACCAGCCCUGGCUAGCACGUUAAGGUUGACCAAGGAAAUCAAAGAGCAAAAUGCUGCAGGCCAGAAACCUGAAGUUUCUGGUGUUGUUGGUGUUGCAAUUUCGCUGUGUUUGUGGUAUGAAGAACAAUCAGAGUCGACGGAGUCGAUGUUUAGUGGAAAGAGGCACGCUCGAAGUCGUCAUGGGACUACUAUUUAA
Cylicocyclus nassatus is the source of this 240-nucleotide messenger RNA. The record is from the annotation of a GenBank genome assembly. NCBI's taxonomy places the organism in Eukaryota, Metazoa, Nematoda, Chromadorea, Rhabditida, Strongylidae.